AUGUCUGUUAUACGAGAAACUGUUUGUGGCAUCAACACUCAGCUUGAUCGCCUUCAACAACAAAUUGCAAGCCCACAAAGUCUGGACCCCACAGAUUUAUCCACCGAAUCUCUUGAGUCAAUUGGCCAAUUGCAAGAUCUCAUCAGCUCCAUUUCGGUGACUUCCAAGACCCAAUCCCUCCUACCUCCCAGUCGGUUGGCAGACUUACUUUCGGGUACUUUGUCUCGCCUCCAAAUACAAACGACUCUACAUGAAGGAAAUAGUACUCAACUAUCGGACCAUGUAUGGAUAGUGGCUGCAAAGGCGGCCAUUCAGGCAUCAGGACUGGUCAUGAACACCCUCCUCGAUCAAACACUUCAACUUCAUGAUGAGACUUAUUACUGGGGUGAGAUGUUGGGAUCUGUCUGGUAUAGCGGUCUGUAUGCCGUCCAGAAAUCUCCAGCGCAAUUCUGCCGGUGGACGAAGGAUGUAUCCCUCGCUCAAACUUAUCAAGGAGUCCCAUCCAUCACUGCCAGGUGGAGCCGAUUUUACCAGAUUGUCCGCCAAAGUGCUUGGAAACUUGGAGGACACUCCAUACGUGCCAAUUUGUUAUACCCAAUUAGAUCAUCCCGGGUAGAAAUGCGACAAAAACGAGACUUGCUCUUGGAAAUGAAAGACCUCCAUACCAGUGGUCUUGGUCUUCUGAUGGAGGGAUGGCAUCUUUUUGAAUCGAAUGACUUCGCGAGUUUAAGUCCCGGAACUAUCAAUGCCCAAUGGUGCGAUGCUGUUUACAGAGCAGUGGUUUUGAUUGAAGCCAUCUUUCAGCAGAUAGCACUUGAGCCUAGCACUCACGAAUUGGAACGAGGAGUGUUUGCCACUUUGGAGAGGGAUGUUGACAACAUUGAAACGUACACACAAGGGAAGGAUCCCAUGCAUAAACCUUUGGACUUGAUCGAGCGACUUGUGCAUGUUCUUCGAGAGAAGUUGCCAAACCAUACCACUUCAAUGUCAUUAUUUAUUCGUCGCCAUGGGCGUCCUUCAUGCAUAAUCCGCUACUGGUUACCAGUCUCAGCCGCUCUCCUAUCAGGAAGUGCAUCAAUGAGGUUUUUGGCCAACCGACAAGAGGAAAUCAUCCAGUCAAUUGUCAAUAUCGGUUCCACCACUAUCGAUUUCUGGGGUAAUUGGGUUGUACACCCAAUCCGAAACCUCAUCGGGACGAUCAGACACGAUGAAAAAAGCGAGAUUGCAAUCAUGAGCAAGAAUAGCUUGCUCGCUGAUCGGGCAAGUCUAGAGAGAAUGGUAGUGGACUUUGUCCGCGACCGUCCGGACCUUAAUCAGGGUGUGGUGACGGACACCACCGCCAUCGUUAAUUCUGUUAAGGAGGGUGAUUUGACUCCCGUUCUAAAAGCAUAUGAAAGGGAUUUGAGGUCACCAUUCGUUGGAACCGUUAGAGGCGAUCUUAUUCGUGCUCUUCUAAUCCAGAUCCAGAAGACAAAGGUCGAUGUGGAAAUUGCCAUCAGUGGGAUCGAUGCAUUGCUGAAAAGCCAGGAGCUUGUAUUUGGAUUUGUGGGGUUGACUCCUGGCAUCUUGGUUUCCUUUGCAACUAUGAGAUGGCUAGGCGGUGUUCUCGGCAGCCGACGAGGAUUGCGAAAGGGCAAGCAGCGACAUAAACUGAGACGUGGAUUGCGGAAUGUGGCCCGCAUUUUGACUUCUUCUACGGUUUUAUCCAAUGGGACUGUUGCCUACAAGGACUAUGGGCAAUUGAUUUGUGAGGCAGAGGAUCUCCUUCAGCACGUGAAGAUUAUUUCUGGAAGCAUGCAGUACCAAGAGUUCCGAGAGGAUAUCCAAGAUCUUUUGAAUGUUCAGAAUGGAGUGGACAAGCAACUUCGCGUGAUUGAAAGGAUGAGAUGGGCGUAUUUCCAGUGA
Messenger RNA from Penicillium vulpinum, 1905 nucleotides. Its product is annotated as NCA2 family protein. The record is from RefSeq and is a predicted model, not a curated record. The transcript is spliced from 4 exons. The coding region runs from base 1 to 1905 and encodes 634 amino acids. Lineage: Eukaryota; Fungi; Ascomycota; Eurotiomycetes; Eurotiales; Aspergillaceae. Gene Ontology annotation, cellular component: mitochondrial outer membrane.